Molecule: messenger RNA, 5347 nt
Organism: Pantherophis guttatus
Lineage: Eukaryota; Metazoa; Chordata; Lepidosauria; Squamata; Colubridae
Gene: OTUD3
Product: OTU deubiquitinase 3
Biological process (GO): protein K48-linked deubiquitination; protein K11-linked deubiquitination; protein stabilization
Molecular function (GO): cysteine-type deubiquitinase activity
Source: RefSeq, a predicted model, not a curated record
UGCAGAAGUCUUUGGUCAACCCUUCUCGACUACCAGCAGGUCCCGUGCUUCUAGGUGUUCUUCUCAAAUUUAGGCGUGUUCCGUUGUGUUUUGCCAUUUGAUAUAUUUUAGGGCUCGAACUGGGGAUGUUGAGUAUUUGGCCGCUCAGAAUGGCAGAAAACAGUAUUUGCAUUUUCAGCCAUUGGUCAGGAACAGCGUGUGUGUUCAGAUGGCACAUCCUCCUCUUAACAAACAACUAGAUUUGUAACACUUGCACUCGGCUUGUAAACAAGUUUUGUUGAAUUCCACCUGGAGUUUAAUACUCUCGGCUAGGAACGUUGUGCUUCCUGCAGGUGGCUUUAGGGUGGCAGUUGAGGGCUUAGAAGUAAGAAUUCUCCAGUUCAUCAGAGCAAGCUGCCGUCUUUAGAUAAAUUCAGAGGCUUUAGAUGUGAAGGUUUCAUUUGUAGCUGGGAUCUGGUGCUUGAGAUAAAAGUGUUGACACUCCGAUGGAAGCAUUUAGACUAUCUUCCCAGAGCAGGCUUCCCUGCGUUUGCGGAUUAUACUUGGAAUUUCAGAAAAGCUGAGGACUAGGAAGUUGAGUUGAAUGGAAGCGGGAACGUCCUCCCUGUAGAGGAAAUGAGCAAAUGGUGUGGCCAGAGAAAUCGUGUCUACUAAGGCAGACAAAAAGAGUUCGUCUUUCCUUUUCCUAGAAGAAAACAAUAUUUGGUACGUAACUCCGGCCUCCUUUCUCCUAAGCAGGUGAUGGGAGAGCCUCAUUCACUGGGGCCAGGAACUCAAGAGCUGCCCGCUGUGAAAUUCAAGAAAAUAUACUUUUUCUGCUUAGCAGACUUGGGAGAAUCUGAAACGCAUAAGGUGCUCUCUCUCCUCCCCCCCUGCCCCAUUUGAUAAGCCCAAAUAGCUGGGAUGCUCCGAUGUUUUCUUUAUGGGAAGAUCUUGGGGAGAAACCUGCAAAAAAAAAAAAAAAAUAGAUGGUCAUCCGUGGACAGACAGCCUUGGGGGAAGUUGGUUUUGUGAGUGGGGGUCCCAAGCGGGCGAGAGAGUGGAUGUGUUGUGUUUUUCAUUGCGCACCAAAUUGAUGCUCUUCAAGAGGGAGUCUUACCGGGAUUUUCAGGAUUUCUACACAAAAGCAUUGAACCAAUAGCCUAGAAUGCCCCACGUGGCCAUCCUUUGACUGACAGAUAUCCAUAAGUUCAUUUUUCAUGUAAAUAAAAAAAAGGGAAGGAAUAAUCUGAUUUCUUCAAGAUGGUCAUCUCCAGAAAAAAUGGAGACCGAAACCUCAGAAGUCCCAAUUUCUCAGCAGGCUGCGGAAGAUGGCUUCAAAGUUUUGAAAAGCGGCUUGAAACUGAAAGCUCGUCUCUCAAACCCCUUCGAGUUCUUUUACCAAGCUGGUUUCAGUUAAGAAAAGGAAUAUGACUCAGCCGGAGCCCUGAGUGUACCAUGGCCAUAUUUGGUGGCAAUCGUCUCUGAGCAGAGGGCCUCCUGCAUUGCUAGGAGAUCAGGUUGACAGGCUUGGGACGAUGCCCUGGACCGGCAGGAGGAGGUCUGGGCUGCAGGUCACCGGAGGACAGGUUGGAGCAGCCAAGUAGACUUCACCAACUCAAGUAUGAGAUGGUUUGUUUGCCACCUGAAAAUGGGUGUGUUCCUCUGAGACCUUGGUCAACACACCUUAAGGGCCUUUCCAAAGCACAAGAAUUCUCAGAAAAACGCUUGAAGUUAAGUGUUGAGGAAGAGAGAACGUUCUGCCUCGGUUGCUUCCACAGAGGGCGCGAAAGACUAGUGUGAUCCCAUUCACUUGAGAAGCCAUCCCGCCAGGGGACCAUAAGGUAGAUGGAUCUACCUAGACCAUGAAAUGGUCUAUAGAGUUUCCUGCAUGAGGGGACGUGGGCUGGACUAGAAGACCUCCAAGGUCCCUUCCAACUCUGGUAUUCUGUUACUGUAGCAGUAGGUCAACCUGGACGUAUUUUGUUUGCUAAAAAAAAAUUAAAAUACAUCGUCAAGUUCCAUUUGGAUACAGUGAUUAAAGAAAUUCUCAUCUCUGGCCUGUCUGUCUCUAGUUCCGGGAAAGGUUAGAUGAGGUGAAGGGUGCAUCCAUUCUGAAAAAAAGAUUAUCUUUAAACCAAACAUGGUAACAGCCAACGGGAUUGAGCGAAACGGGUUAAAAGUGGCAUAAACGUGCUUGAGUCAACAAAUAGUGAUCCCUGACGAACUGAGCAGGGUCGCCCUUCACCGGCUGCUCAGUUACUGAUUAACCCCCGCUGCCCUUUCCAUGGGGUAGCCAUGGCUGAAAACCAACUCCUGAUAACCAACAAAACACCACAACGCCUUCUAGAAAGAGCAGCUGCUCCUGCCGUUAGGACAGAUCUCUGCCCGGGAAGCCAUCUGCCAACCAGCUAUUCCUGCAAGGGAGGACUGGAGAGGGGCAGACCCUCGCGAGGAACUUUCGUGGAAAUGGAGCAAGCGAGGGUCUUGGAAAAGCAUUGUGGGGGGGGGGGAGAACCCAGGCUGUGUGAGAUGCGAGGGCUACAGCUCAGGUUUGGAGCAUUCAACGGAUCCAGGACUCCCUCGAUAACCACACAGGUUUAUUUAUUGGCAGAAACUUGCUCUGGAGACCACCAGGCUGAUAAAAUGCAUCCCGAGGAGACAACCCGAUGGCUGCAGUGGCUUUAAUUCAGCUGCUGUGAAGUGGCCCUUCUCUGGAAAGGACCAGGGGGCUAGUAAAAGAAAAAACAAGGCCAAUAAAUAAUGGGCAGAGGUCAGGGUGAUAAAUUAACGGAACAUGCCUUCGCUUUCCCCUUGGCCGCUUGAGGUUGAGCGACCUACGAGGCCUGCCAAGACUCCGGGCUGAUCCACUUUCAAGACUCUUCGGGUUGUGCAAUUGUUUGAAGAGCCUGAAAGUUGAAAGGGACCUCGGAGGUCUUCUAGUCCAACCCCUGCCCAAGCAGGAGACCUUGUACCAUUCUGGACAAACGGCUGUCCAAUCUCCUCUCGAAGGCCUCCAAGGAUGGAGCACCCACGACUUCUGGAGGCAAACGCAUCCCACGGACGGUCAGGAAAUUUCCCCCUAUUCCUAGGAUCAUCCACCUCCACUUUGGAUUCCUUUAUGCAUCCGUGGUUUGGAUGACAGAGUUGAUCCUGAGCGUCUAGUUGUGGUUGUUUUUUGUGAUGUAUUUUUAUCCUAAGCCACCUACAGACCCCUAGUAAAGGUGAGAUGAGCAGCUGUAAAACUUGAGUAAGUAAAGAAGUGUGCAGAACAAUCCCAAUUGAAGGGGGUGCUGCAAGACACCAGCCUUUAAACCAGCCAAUUCUAUUCCGGUUUAAUAAGAAUUAAGUCACUUCAAGAUUUUGCUUACAGUAAAGGGGGGGAGAAAAAGGUCGAAAACUCUCUUUAGGCUCUUUUUCUGCCCUGGGCGGAGAGAAAUGAGAAGAAAAGCCAGAGCCAUCCACCAGGUGUAAUUCCAGUCCUCCACCACGUGGGCUCCCACUUUUACCGCCUGAUUCCCUCUCCGCUCUGGCACUCCCCUCUAUAGGCUCCCACGUCCGUCGCAAGGCAGCGCAGGCGUAGUGACGAAGGCCGCACCGACAGCAGCGGCGGCGGCGGCGAUGUCCCGCAAGCAGGCGGCGCGGGCGCGGCCCGGGAAGGCGGAGGUGGAGCGGAAGCGGGACGAGCGGGCGGCCCGGAGAGCGCUGGCCCGCGAGAGGCGCAACCGGGCCCAGGGCGAGGGCGAACACGACGGCGGCGGUCUCAACGAGCAGCUGAGAGCGCUCGGACUGCGCCUGCGCGAAGUGCCGGGCGACGGGAACUGCCUGUUCAGGGCCCUCGGGGACCAGCUGGAGGGCCACUCGCGGAACCACCUCAAGCACCGGCAGGACACCGUGGCCUACAUGAUCCAACAGCGGGCAGAUUUUGAGCCCUUCGUGGAGGACGACGUCCCCUUCGAGAAGCACAUUGCCAAUUUGGCCCAGCCGGGUACAUUUGCUGGCAACGACGCCAUCGUAGCCUUUGCGAGGAACAACCAAGUGAACAUCGUCAUUCACCAGCAAAACGCCCCCCUCUGGCAGAUUCACGGGACAGACAAGAGCAACGCCCGAGAGCUGCAUAUCGCGUAUCGCUACGGCGAGCACUACGACAGCGUCCGAAAGAUCAACGAUAACUCGGCGGCUCCCGCUUGGCUGCAGACAGAGAUGCUCUGCCAAAAUGAGUCCCCAAACAAGGAGGCGCCCCAGGCGAAGGGGGAGAGGCAGCAGCCGGAAGAAGGAACUCGGGAGGAAAUGGACGACGCUCUCCAGAAAGUCCACAACGCCACCGGAUGCUCGGACGUUGGUUUAAUUGCCCAAGUCCUGGAGGCAGAAGGUUCCAGCAUUGAGUCCGCCAUCUUUGCCGUUUUCCAGAUGAAAGAGUUGGAAAAACUUCGCAAGGACUCACCACAGAGGAGAAGGACUGGGCUGCUGCCACAGAGCGGACGGGCCAUCCUGGAAGGAGCAGCACACCAGGCAGGAAACUCUACAAUCCUUGGGUUGGGAGGGACCUCAGAGGUCUUCUAGUCCAGCCCCCUCCGGCUGGUUAACUCCACUCCCCGGAACCCCCGAGGAAGCCCAACCGGUGGAUGCUUCCAGGGCAACGGAGUCUCAGUCCACACCGGCUUGGGGUGGCUCUGAAUUGAAUGUCGGGAGCAUCACGAGUCGACCAAGAGUUGUUUUCUUUGCCAUGACAGCUAGAGAGGUUCAACCUUCGUCAGAGCAACCCUGGAUCUGUCAGCCUUGGAUCAAAGGACACCACUCACCUGGCAGUGCCUGCGGGCAUCAGCCAAGUGUUCUCAGAGGGUGUGUGCAAAACCAGGAUGGAUGGACAACCGGGUCCAUCUUCUCCCCGGUCCUUCCAUAAAGCUCCUAGGCAAGGCCUCCCUACGCAAGGCCUCCCAAGUCAGCAACCCCGGAAAAGGUCACAUGCUUUUCUUGCUGAGUUUGUGGUGGACUUGGGAGUGGCAGAUUGGAUUUGUGGGGGACUUUUGAGGGAGUAAAGGCAGCUGCUGUCCCUGGUCCUGAAGUUUAACCUUCUUGAGACCUGUCCAUGUUGCGGUUCGGGAAUUAUGCAGCCCAGCAAACCCUGUUUCGAAAGGACCACAAAGCCCAUCUCUGCAACAAACCCACCAGACCCGGCUGCAGCUUUUCACAGUGUGGUCCGAGACCGUUGUAACUUCGAAUGGUCCCUAAUCGAAUGAUUGUAAAUCGAGGACUUCCUGUAUUUAAUCCUGCUAAUUGCAACUUAGAUCUGAAUUUUUUUUUAAUCCAGAUUUGGAUUAAUCCAAAUUUAAUCCUUGUGGAUGUGGAAUAUAACUUCCUGAACGUC